Molecule: messenger RNA, 1471 nt
Organism: Trifolium pratense (red clover)
Lineage: Eukaryota; Viridiplantae; Streptophyta; Magnoliopsida; Fabales; Fabaceae
Exons: 1
Coding region: 485-901 (138 amino acids)
Source: RefSeq, a predicted model, not a curated record
UAAAUUGUAAAAGAUAAUAACAUUAUACUACCCUCUUAAUUACAACAAAAGGGACAUCUAGAUUUUAGAUUCCAAGUCAUGUAUGGCUGCGCAAGUGACCAAAAAGUUCAUUGAACCAAAACCACUAGAAUCAUAAAAACAUAGGUGUCACUAAAAUAUCAUUAUAUAUUGUCAUUAAAGAUAUUAAACUGUCUCAUAAAGCAUUCCCAAUAGAAACUUCUGAAUCUGAGUAGUUUCUAACCAAUUUCCUUUGCCACCAUCAACACCACUUUUUCUCUAACUAUUUUCUUUCAAUAAAACAUAUAAUAAUCUCAUUCUAGGAAAUUCACCUUGACUUUUACAUCACCCUUUUUCUCUUAUUCUCUUCAUAUAUAAAUACUUAGCCAAGUUGUAGUUUUUUAAUCAUAAAUAUCCUACACUCAUCAAACAAUCAAAAACACUAAUUUUUUGAAAUUCUUUUGUGUUUUUUUUUUGUUUUGUUUUGAUGAUGAAAAGUGAGAUAAACAUGCUUGGUGUUAACAACCAUGUGAUGAAGGGGAAAAGACAGAGCAAAAAGAACAAAAAAGAGGUAAAAGUUACUUAUAUUUCAAGUCCUAUGAAAGUGAAGACAAGUGCUUCAAAUUUUAGAGCACUUGUGCAAGAACUCACUGGUCAAGAUUCUAAUGUUGCUGAUAUGUUUGUGGAAGUUAAUGCUGAAGGUUUUCAUGUUGAUGAUGUUCAAAAUAACCAAAAAAGUUCAUCUCAACAAUGGAGUAGUGAUAAUAAUUCAAGUGAAGGUUUUAUGCCUGAGAAUUCUACUUGGAUGAAAUUUGGUGACGAUUAUAAUUUUAGAUCUUCAAUGGAAUCAUUGAAUGGACAACUUGAAUAUGAUUUUUUGAGUUUUGAUAUGAUUCAGAUAUAGUUUGAAAUGUAUACAUACAUGUAUAUGUACAUACAUAUGAGAUAAGGGAUUAGGCUUCCUGCGGUCAGGAAUUCUCCGCAUUCACGUGGUCAGAAUACCGGUUAUUGUUUAGUCAAGAUUGAAUGGUCUAUUAAAUGAAUUGUUUACAUUUUUUAGACCGUUCGAUUUUUACUAAACAGUCACUAGUAUUAUAACUGCGUGAAUGCGGAAUCAACUAUUUGUGGAGAAUUCGAAUUCCAAAAAUAGAUAAUCUUGACUAUAUUGUUAAGAUUGAUUUUCUCUAUUGUCUUUGUAACAAAUUUUACUACUUUAAAGUGUGCAUUUUAUGAUAGAGGAAAAUCACAUGCACGUUAGAAAAAAAACUAAAAGCAAAGAGUGGAAUUUGUUUGUAAGAUUAUAAGAUCAAGAUUAGAUGUUGUCAUAUGUGUGCUCGUAAUUCUCUUGAUACACUUCAUAUGUAGAUUAGAUUUUGUGAUACUUUUUGUUGUUGAAGGAGUUUUGUUCUACUUGUAGGCUCUUAAAUUAUGUAAUUGGAUAAAUUAAUUAGAAAAAGGAUAAGUGAUUCAUUAA